AUGGGUGAAAAACCACUUUCUUCUAUCGCUGGUCCGCUGUACUUUUUUGUUUUUGUUUUGAACAUCCUGAACUGUGAAUCGAGGUACAGUACACCAGCGACUACGACACACCCAGAUUGCAAUCUAAUCCUUUCAAUCUCGAAUUUGUUUCUUCAGCUAACAAGCAAAGGGAAUUCAUCAUCUGACGUUAAGGUCCAGGCUAAAAGCAAGUCAGGACACAUCAAACACCUUCCGUAUGAUAUUUUGUUAGACAUCUUUUCUCGGGUACCAGUUGAGUCCGUUUUAGACUGCAAACAAGUAUGCAAAAACUGGCUGAGUCUUCUUACUCGCAAAAGAACUUACUUUACUGACAUGCACGUACAGAGGCAGCUUAACCAACUUCACGAUGGUGAUGCUGCUAAUGUGGAUAGCGGUCUCCUUUGUGCUCGUACCGUGGAUGGAAAUUACGAAGAAGUUGCCCUUUUCUACGGGGAAAAUACAAUGAUAAGAUUAAUACUGAAGAGAAAUACACCUACAAGACAACACUUAAAAAGAUUAGACAUCCUCGAAUGUGCUUUGAUAUGCCAAGGGAAUACUUGGUUGGCUCAUGCAAUGGCUUGAUAUGCCUAGGUAGACACCACGACACAAUCAAUGAUCCCAUCUACAUUUGUAAUCCUGUUACCAGAGACCAUACUUAUCUUCCUAAACUCAAUGUACCUGUACGAAGUGGUCCCAGGGUUACUCAUGUCGCUCGGGGUUUUGGUUACGUUCGUUCCACAAAUGAGUACAAAGUUGUUAGAAUCUUCUUUGACGGAUACGAAGUAACGGGACAAGUCCAAGUAUACACUCUUGGUAGUGGUUGUGGGUGGAGAAACAAAAAUACACGCUUCCCAUGGGGAGGCUAUGAAAUGCCUGGUAUUUUUGCUAAUGAAGCUAUCUACUGGGUCGACGGCUCUAGCAUUUAUUCGUUUGAUUUGGUCAACGAAGAGUUCCAGAUUGUCCCAAACCCUCCUUGUUUCACCGAUGCCGUGAGUGUUGAUGUCAAAAGUAAUUUUGGACUUGUUGUGUUGGGAGGCAAAUUACGUUUUUAUUAUCAAAAUUUGGUAGCUCCACAUAUGGAAAUAUGGUCCUUGAAUAAGAGCAAGAUUUGGAUCAAGGAUUUCAGUAUAAUGUACCAGAUGAUUAAGAAGAAGAGUAUGAUAAGUUUUUGGCCCAUAUUGCUAACUAAGAACGGCGAAGUUAUAUUUGCAAAGUUAGAGAGGUGGCUUUACUGUUAUAACCCAAGAAUAGCAAGUUGGGAAUUUCUUGUGGAUGAUGAUGGUGUGGAUGAAAUUGUAACAAUUCCUCAUGUCAACACCUUUGUUUCUUUGAAGGCUAUCGGAGAAAAGCGGAGCAGAAGAAGAAGAAGCUGUGAAAGACUAAUUGACAAAGAUGGCGGAUAUUAGAGAAGCUGAUGAGGUAGAACUUGUCUUCGAAUUUUAAAUUUAUUAGACUUGUUUUCAAAUUCAUUAGUUUGUAGAUAAUUUUCACUCGGUUUGCUUAGCAUUUGCGAUCUCUUAUUUGCUUCCAUGAAACUUUUUUUUCUUCGUAUCUUACCUAGAUUCCUGGCUCUGCCGUUAGUUGCACUUAUCCGGCCAAGUGUCAUGAUAAGUGAAUGAAAUUUUCAAAUAGAACAAAAAAAGAUUGACCAGCAGUGUCAUGAUUGUCUUGUAUAGCACCAUUUCCUUUUCUGGAAGGGAAGAUGAUAGGAAUCUACUGCACCACCAAGUAGUUCCUGAUAAGAUAGAUUGCAUUGUAGCCGAUAUGAAAUUAGUAGUCAAAAUAUUGUUUUACAGCGUAUGAAUGAAUGAGUACCAAGAAGAAAAUCUGAACUUUUCUUUUACUAUGUAAUGUUGGCUCUGUUCUAUUUUCAUAGCUGUAUCGAAAACUAUUCAUGUGAUGUAUUACA
This is a messenger RNA of Papaver somniferum (opium poppy), 1927 nucleotides long. RefSeq lists its product as uncharacterized. Gene Ontology annotation, molecular function: protein binding. The transcript has 4 exons. The record is from RefSeq and is a predicted model, not a curated record. NCBI's taxonomy places the organism in Eukaryota, Viridiplantae, Streptophyta, Magnoliopsida, Ranunculales, Papaveraceae. The coding region runs from base 1 to 600 and encodes 199 amino acids.